Molecule: messenger RNA, 918 nt
Organism: Trichoderma harzianum CBS 226.95
Lineage: Eukaryota; Fungi; Ascomycota; Sordariomycetes; Hypocreales; Hypocreaceae
Exons: 3
Coding region: 1-918 (305 amino acids)
Biological process (GO): catechol-containing compound metabolic process
Molecular function (GO): catechol 1,2-dioxygenase activity; ferric iron binding
Source: RefSeq, a predicted model, not a curated record
AUGGAAUCCAGUCUAGAAGAAUUGACCGCUGAAAACCUGACCCCCCAUGUCAUCAAGGUAUCCACGGAGAAUGUCAAGAACGAACGGCUUGUUGAGUUGGUUACCGGCUUGAUACAGCACCUGCACGACUACGUUAAAGAAGUUCAACUGAAGCCAACGGAAUGGGAGGCGGCCGUCCAAUAUCUUACUCAAGUUGGCCAAGACUCAUCACCUGAUAGGCAGGAGAUGAUUCUGUUGUCUGAUGUUCUUGGAGUGUCUGCACUGGUUGACACCAUAAAUUCUGCACAGGCAAAGGCUAGCUCAGCAACAGAGUCAUCUGUCCUCGGGCCCUUCCAUUCAGAAGACACGCAUACCCUUACUAAUGGGCAAUCUAUUGGCUCCCCUGGCGUUAUAGGAGAGCUUAUGCUCAUACACGGGACAGUUAAAUCCGUCAGCGGUGCCCCAAUCGAGGGUGUUGCUGUAGAUGUUUGGGAGACCAACGGGAAUGGGCUUUACGAUAUGCAAGACCCCAAUCGCGACGGACCCAAUUGCCGCGGCAUAUUCCAAACUGAUAGCCAAGGUCGGUAUUAUCUAGUAGGAGUGAAAAGCGUCAACUACGACAUCCCCACCGAUGGGUCCGUUGGACUUUUGCUCAACAUGUUGAAGCGGAAUAUUACGCGCCCUGCACAUGUGCAUUUUCAGUUGAAACAUCCUCAGUAUCUCAAUCUUACGACAGCAUUAUAUGCUAGCGACAGUGAACACAUCACUUCAGAUCCAGUCUUCGGUGUAAAAAAAUCGCUUGUCAAGAGCUUUGAGUGGAGUGAUGACCCGGCCACGCUUAUCAAUGAGUUAGGUUUAAAAGCAUCUCUUCAACAAAUGAAGUGGAAUGGGAAGGGGCUGUGGGUUCUACACCAUGAGUUUGUCCUGUUGGAGAAAUAG